Lipotes vexillifer (Yangtze River dolphin) is the source of this 1344-nucleotide messenger RNA. It is a transcript of the gene WDR31, whose product is annotated as WD repeat domain 31. The record is from RefSeq and is a predicted model, not a curated record. Lineage: Eukaryota; Metazoa; Chordata; Mammalia; Artiodactyla; Lipotidae. The transcript is spliced from 10 exons. Gene Ontology annotation, molecular function: protein binding.
AUGCCCUCCGGCUCGGCGUCCUCCGUCGGCCUCAGCUUCCAGCCCGACCGGCCGGCCGGAGGGUAUGGAGCCCGAGGCGGGAGGAAAAGGCACAGCUGGCGGGAGGGGAGGUGGGAGCCGUCGCUCUCUCUGAGCCGAAGCCUCUUGCCUGACCGAAGAGGGGAGCGGGUUCCCAGGUCCGGCCUUGCGUUGGGUGGCGUUACAUCCAGUCUUGGGGAACACAACUUCCAGCAGCCACGUGGGAUGCUAUUCAGGUGCCAUCUGAAAUGAGCUCUUCCCCAGGAGGUCUCAUGCAGAUUCUGUGCAGUGAUGGGGAAACUGCAGAGCAAACUCAAAUGCAGCACUUAUAAAUACAGCAGGCCCGAUGGAUUUAGAGACGAGAGAAUUCAAACUAAAGCUUUUCAAGAGUAUAGCCCAGCUCACGUGGAUACCGUCUCUGUUGUUGCUGCUCUGAACUCAGACCUCUGUGUCUCCGGAGGAAAAGAUAAGACAGUUGUGGCCUAUAACUGGAGAACUGGAAAUGUGGUGAAAAGGUUGAAAGGACAUGAGCGUGAAAUCACAAAGAUAGCUUGUAUUCACAAAUCAGGCCAGUUCUUCAGUGCCUCUCGCGACAAGAUGGUCAUGAUGUGGGACUUGCAAGGCUCCUCACAACCAAGGCAGCAGUUCUCCGGUCACACCAUGGUGGUCACUGGAUUGGCUGUGAGUCCAGACACAUCACAGCUAUGCACUGGCUCUCGUGACAACACCCUCCUUCUGUGGGACAUAGGGACCGGAGAGUGUGCGGAGAGAGCAUCAGUCUCCAGGAACCUGGUCACUCACCUGUGCUGGGUUCCCAGAGAACCUUAUAUACUCCAGACCUCUGAAGAUAAAACCAUCAGAUUAUGGGACAGUCGGGGGCUGCAGGUAGCUCAUGUAUUUCCCACAAAGCAGCACAUCCAGACCUACUGCGAGGUCAGUGAGGAUGGACACAAGUGUAUCUCCUGCAGCAGCGGCUUUGGAGGCGAAGGCUGUGAAGCCACGUUGUGGGACCUAAGGCAGACGCGGAACAGAAUCUGUGAGUACAAGGGGCACUUCCAGACUGUAGCAUCCUGUGUCUUUCUACCAAGAGCAUUAGCCUUGAUGCCUAUGAUUGCUACCUCAUCGCAUGACUGCAAGGUGAAGAUCUGGAACCAAGACAGUGGAGCCUGCCUUUUCACCUUGUCUCUGGAUGGAUCAGGACCUUUGACUUCCCUGGCUGUGGCUGACACCGUCUCCUUAUUGUGUGCAAGUUUCAGCAGAGGAAUUCGCUUACUCAGGGUGGACCAUAGCCGAGGGCUGGAACUGCAGGAAGUGGCAGGAUUCUGA